GUCGGGCCCCGACAAAGACUCAACAAGUUGAAGUCGGAUUCUGACUUAGAAUAAACAUGUUAACUUCGGGCCCCGACAAAGGAUAAACAUGUCGAAGUCGGGCUUCUAUCAAGAUUACACAUGACGAAAUUAAAUCUGGCGGGAAAAUGUUGGCAUACACAGGGUGGCAGCCACGUGAAAACCAUGCAUUAGCUUCUGAAGCACUGCAGAGGUGAGAGGUCCUGAUUGACGUGCCUCCAACCAAUUUAUUGAUAACAUAUCAAUUGACACUGAAUAUAAGAUGAGUUUUGUAUAGACCAGCAUUAGGGGACCCACAAAGGAUGACAUUGCCGCAGAGACGACUGAACAGAAUUAACACUGCCUGUUUCCUUACAUAUAGGAUUCUUUGCGACUACAAAAAGAGAUGGAAACAUAGAGACAAACAAUGAGAAAAUCUAAAUCCUGAAGCCUGGAAAUAAACACAUGGAGCUCCUUGAAAUUUACUAUAAAAGCUCUGAAGUCAAAAAACAAAAGAAUCAACAGCAUUAAAAGGAACAACAGCAGGAACAGCAAAAAAUAGAAACAACAGCAAUGGUAGAAAAAACAACGAAAAUAGCAAGAAUAGAAACAACAGCAGGAACAUCAAAAAUAGAUACAACAGCAAUAGUAGAAAAAACAACGAAAACAGCAACAAUAGAAACAACAGCAGGAACAGGAAUAAAAGAAACAACAGCAGGAACAGCAUUAAAAGAAACAACAAAAGGGACAGCACAAAUGGAAACAACAGCAGAAAUAGCAGUAAAAGAAACAACAACAGGAACAGUAAUUAAAGAAACAACAGAUAGAACAUCAAAAAAAGAAUCUACAGCAGAAACAGCAAAAAAAUAAACAACAGCAGGAACAGCAAUAAAAGAAACAACAGUCGGAAGCAUACUCCCGAAAUCGGACAAGGUCCCGAAGUCGGAAAUAUACUCCCAAAGUCAGAAACGUGCUCUCGAAAUCGGACAAAAAGUUCCCGAAGUCAGAAAAUACUCCUGAAAUCGGACAAGUUCCUGAAAUCGAACUCAUAUUCCCGAAAUCGGACACAAAAUCUCCGAAAAGUGGAAACUUUAAUGGCGAAUACAUGUCUUAAAACCUCCACUUGCACAUUGAACGUGGACGGGAAAGGUUGUGUGUCUGUUUAAUUCAUCAAGAAGGAUCAAAAACUUUAAAAAUUAGAACAGGGUUCAGAGGAAACCAGCAAUUCAGCAUAAACCAGCAAUCUUGCGAAUACCAGAAAUCCAGCUAAAACAAGCAAUCCAGCGUAAACAAGCAAUCCAGCGUAAACAAGCAAUCCAGCGUAAACAAUUGCAAUCCAGCAUAAAACCAGCAAUCCUGCGUAAACAAGCAAUCCAGCAUAAACCAAUAAUCUAGCGUAAACAAGCAAUCCAGCAUAACCAGCAAUCCAGCAUAAACAAGCAAUCCAGCAUAAACCAGCAAUCCAGCGUAAACCAGCAAUCCAGGAUAAACAAGCAAUCCAGCUUAAACCAACAAUCCAGCAAAAAACCAACAAUCCAGCAUAAACAAGCAAUUCAGUGUAACAAGCAAUCCAGCGUAAACAAGCAUUCCAGCGUAAACAAGCAAACCAGCAUAAACAAGCAAUCCAGCGUAAACCAUAAAUCCAAGACGAACCAGAAAUCCAACACGAACCAGAAAUCCGGCGUAAACAAGCAAUCCAGCCUAAACAGCUAUCUAUUGUAAAACUACUUGGCGCCAUUAACAAGACGGAUAAAACUUUUAUAAAAAAUUUAAGGAUUUUAAAGCAGAAGUUUGAAUCCAUCUGAUUAAGUGGAGUUUAAUUAAACAAGUAGAACUCUAAUGGAAACGUACGAGGAAGAUUAUGGAAAGGAAAAUAGAAAAAGAAAAGAGGAGAAGAAGAUAAAUAUCUUACCUCACCUAGAAAAUAAAAUUGUGAUUUAAGUAUUUGGGAUUUUUUAACAAUCUACAAACUGGAGAUGGUGAAAUGAUAAUAUUUCAGAAAAAUGAGUAAACCAAUACCAUGCAGGUACUUCUCAAAAGGAUACUGCAAACAUGGGAGGAAAUGCUGGUUUUCUCACGAAGUAAAAGAUCAGCAUGGAAAUGUUGAUGUACGAAACAGGUCGGGUUCUAAUUACGGUGGUCACAGUUCUGCAGAUCAGAAACAAAAUGGUUCACCACCCAUUCACAAAUUUCGUGAAAGGAGAGACGGGAAUUCAUCACCUGGGGGUAAAUCUUGUGAAAAGGGACGCAAUAACGCAUCACCUAGACGCAGAUCUCAUGAAAGGAGAAACAGGAAUUCAUCACCUAGACGCAGAUCUCAUGAAAGGAGACAGGAAUUCAUCACCUAGACGCAGAUCUCAUGAAAGGAGACACAGGAAUUCAUCACCUAGACGCAGAUCUCAUGAAAGGAGAAACAGGAAUUCAUCACCUAGACGCAGAUCUCAUGAAAGGAGACACAGGAAUUCAUCACCUAGAUGCAGAUCUCAUGAAAGGAGAAACAGGAAUUCAUCACCUGAACGCAGAUCUGGUUAUAGGGAAAAUAAAUCAAACAGAGACAGAUCCCAUGAAAGACCAAACCAGAGAACUCCAGACAGAGACAGAUCCCAUGAAAGACGAAACCAGAGAACUCCAGACAGAGACAGAUCCCAUGAAAGACGAAACCAGAGAACUCCAGACAGAGACAGACCCCAUGAAAGACGAAACCAGAGUACUCCGAACGGAGACAGAUCUCACGAAAGACGAAACCAGAGAACUCCAAACAGAGACAGACCCCAUGAAAGACGAAACCAGAGUACUCCGGACGGAGACAGAUCUCACGAAAGACGAAACCAGAGAACUCCAGACAGAGACAGAUCCCAUGAAAAACUAAACCAGAGAACUCCGGACAGAGACAGAUCUCUCGAAAGACGAAACCAGAGAACUCCGGACGGAGACAGAUCUCUCGAAAGACAAUACCAGAGAACUCCGGAGGGAGACAGAUCUCUCGAAAGACCAUACCAGAUAGCUCUGGACUUAGACAGAUCUCUUGAAAGACAAAACCAGAGAACUCCGGAUGGAGACAGAUCCCACGAAAGACAAAACCAGGGAACUCCGGACAAACACAGAUCCCAUGAAAGUCUAAACCAGAGAAAUCCGGACAGAGACUUAUCCAACGAAAGACUAACUCAGAGAACUCGUGUCAAAGACGGAUCCGGGGACAAAUGCCAACAGAGUUCAUCCAGUCAUUUUGGGUACUCACAACACCUGAACGGAUUAAUCCAGAUGAACCCUUCUGGUUUCUAUACAUCAGAAAGGGCACCAGGUCCUAAGCAACGAGAUCCUCAGUUUAACCGUGCACCCGGACUCAUUUUAAGAGCUCUAGCACAAGUCCAUCAGGGACGGGAGGAUGAGAGCUAUACUAAACUUAAGAUCCAGAAAUUGAUCCAGACCAAGUUUCAAGACAGACACCCGGGGUUCCAUGCUGUAGAAGCUGCUCUUAGUUCUCGGAGUCUUCAGGGUAAAGGGUGGAUUCUGAAAACCAAGGAUGAAUAUAAGAUCACAGAGUCCGGAUUGAAAAUGGGUCAAAAAUUGAACCAGAAAGCAGAAGAUCAUAAACUUGUGUAUGGUGAAAAGCUGCCUGUUAAGAUAGAGUAUUGUGAAAACCUGCCUGUUAAGAUGGAGUAACGAAUUGUUUGUGGCUUAAGCAUUAAACCACCGAGUUAAAUAUGUACAAUUGAAAAUUACUAGUGGCAUGUUUAAUAUGUUAAUGUCAUCGCAAGGGGAGUUUUUAAAUAUGGUAAUGUCUUUGCAAAUAAGCAACGUUUCUUUUCUAACAUUUAUGUUCUAUGGCAUUUAAUCAUCAGUUUCUAAGCUUCCUUUACGAAACUAUUCAUUCAUAUUUUGACGAAUAUUUGUACCAAACCCUGUUUUUUACUGAGACAAAGAUGUUCAUGCUUAGCCUGGAACGAUAUUUUUAAACUUUUUACUUACUGUAUGCCUUCCCGGAUAAUAAUAUUCCAUAUCAACCCGGCUGAUAAAUAAGAAUAUUUUGUGUCCUAUUUACAAAUAUGUUGGAAAGUGUUUGUUUUAUUGCAGUAUGCACGUUGCCCACUGCAAAUAUUAGUAAAUUUUAUUAUGCCAAUAUAUCGUGUGAUUAAAAUUCACUGUUAAAAUAAACUUUGAU
Molecule: messenger RNA, 4159 nt
Organism: Eurytemora carolleeae
Lineage: Eukaryota; Metazoa; Arthropoda; Copepoda; Calanoida; Temoridae
Product: serine/arginine repetitive matrix protein 1
Exons: 8
Coding region: 2092-3660 (522 amino acids)
Source: RefSeq, a predicted model, not a curated record